UCCAAUAUGGCGUCGAGAAGUGUCAAAGCAAUGUGAACAAUAAUAUAUUAUUGCUCUAAUCAAAUAACGCCGUGGCAUGAUUGCAUGAUAUCCCUUGUAAUGGACAGGUUAUUGUCUCGGUUCACAUGAGUGACAUAGUUGAAAAAACGCUGGCAUCCUUUCCGAAGUUUCUGUCGGAAGGGCUCCUCGGAGGCAGCCAGACUCGAUCAUCCAAACAUGACAUUCCCCCGGGUCUACGCCAGUUAAUUGCGGCCACAUUGAGUGCACGGUCAAAGAGCGAUGAAGAACUGAUCAUCAAGAAAGAGUUGUCCUUCCUGCAGCAGCGAUUCUCUCAGCCGAACCAGUCUAUUCAGCUGAAAGAAAACUUGAGUCGGCUGCUAUAUUGCCUGACCCUUGGCUACGAUGUGUCCUUCGCCACCAUCCAUAUGGUCAAGCUGGCACAACAAGGAGGUGGCAUACACAAGAGACUCCGGUUAGUACAUCCCUGUGGAGUAGAAUACCGCAGGGGUCAGUACAGCCCUGUGGAGUAG
Molecule: messenger RNA, 530 nt
Organism: Haliotis rubra (blacklip abalone)
Lineage: Eukaryota; Metazoa; Mollusca; Gastropoda; Lepetellida; Haliotidae
Product: AP-4 complex subunit epsilon-1-like
Exons: 3
Coding region: 126-530 (134 amino acids)
Biological process (GO): receptor-mediated endocytosis
Cellular component (GO): AP-4 adaptor complex
Molecular function (GO): cargo adaptor activity
Source: RefSeq, a predicted model, not a curated record